CUGCAUCAGCAUUAGGCCAUUAGGUGCUACUACUAGAUGACUUGAUCUAUUUGGUCUGACUUGGUCUUGAUGCUUAUUUCUCCAUACGUUAUAUUUUUCUUCAAAUUCUCGUCUGUCUGCGUCCGCCGUCGAUGCGAGAAUCUUUUUCUGUAAACGUGUCAGUUCUCCACGAGGUUAGAAGCAUGCAGCAAUUGACAUCUGCCGCUUAAGAAGACGUAUAUAACGGAAAAGAAAUGACAUCCAUUUCUGCUAAAGCUGAUAAGCAUGGCGGUGGUGAUCAAAGGGAGAGCGAUCUAUUAACGUCCAUAAAGGACAAGUGUUACAACUUAAUUGAUGAAAGGGGGGAUCAUGAUACAUCGAAUAAGUUAAAUGCACAAAAUGUUACAAAAGAAUUGAUUGCCAAAGAAUCUGGACGUGGAAUGACACAAUCAGAUUCUGAGUCAGCAACACAGUCUUCGUAUACAUUAUCGAUAGUGAGCACAGGCGACAAUCGUGAUGAUGAUAGCAAGAUGAAAAGCACUGAGUCCUCUGACAGUGAAAUGAUUCUUAUUGAUGAAGAAAAUAUUGGGUCUAAUGCAGAUUCCAAUAUCCAAAAUAAGGGAGUCCAAAUCGAAAUAAGGGGGUACGAUCCUACUAUUGAUGAGAGAUUGCCAAAAACUGUCACAUUAUUGACCACACCCGAUGGAGGAAAGUUAUACCUAAUAGGAACGGCGCAUUUCAGUGUUGAAAGUCAAAAUGAUGUGUCAAAAAUUAUACAAGCUGUGCAGCCUCACAUAGUUGCAGUUGAAUUGUGUAGAGCUAGAGUUGGUAUACUACAACUUGACGAGAAAGUUUUGUUUGGCUACGCUAAGAAUAUUGAUUACAAAACUAUUAUGGAUACCAUUAAAAGGGAAGGACUGUAUGUUGGUUUACUACACAUUUUAUUGCUAAGAAUGGCAGCUCGUGUCACUCAGCAACUUGGUAUGCCACCAGGAGGGGAAUUCCGAAGGGCAUUUGAGGAGACAAAGAGUGUGCCAAACUGUAUUAUUCAUCUGGCCGAUCGACCAAUUAACAUAACAAUGCAACGUGCGAUACGAUCAUUGUCCUGGUGGCAGACUAUAAAACUAGGGUGGAAUGUGGCAGUAAUGAAAGACUCUAUUACUCAAGAGGACGUUGAACUCUGUAAGCAACAAUCGAUGUUGGACGAAAUAAUUGCCAACAUGAAGGAGAAAUUUCCAGCGUUGGACGAAGUGUUUGUGAAAGAGAGAGAUAUUUACUUGACGAAUUCUCUACAGUUGUCCUGUCUGCCUCAUCGUGUUUUUAAUCAUUCUUACGAAUCAGCGCGUGUCGUAGGAAUCGUCGGUUUAGGACAUACACCCGGCAUCAUUGAAAAUUGGGGUAAAGUUAAGCCUUCCGAUAUACCGCCUAUCAUGAGAAUACCACCAUCAUCGUUGUCGGGUAAAAUUUUAAAGCUGACCGUUAAGGCAUCUGUACUUGGUGCUGUAAUUUACAUAGGCUACAAAGUUGUAGCGGUACCUGCUGCUAUCACGUUCCAAUCUCUUAAGUCAUCGGUUCAGGGACUUUUACAAGUUGGUAUUGCACGAUAGGAUUUUGUUCAUU
This is a messenger RNA of Mycetomoellerius zeteki, 1599 nucleotides long. RefSeq names its product traB domain-containing protein. The transcript is spliced from 8 exons. The record is from RefSeq and is a predicted model, not a curated record. NCBI's taxonomy places the organism in Eukaryota, Metazoa, Arthropoda, Insecta, Hymenoptera, Formicidae. Bases 234 to 1586 code for a protein of 450 amino acids.